Messenger RNA from Nothobranchius furzeri (turquoise killifish), 3952 nucleotides. RefSeq lists its product as uncharacterized. The record is from RefSeq and is a predicted model, not a curated record. NCBI's taxonomy places the organism in Eukaryota, Metazoa, Chordata, Actinopteri, Cyprinodontiformes, Nothobranchiidae.
CUCUUUGUUUAAAGCCAUUUGGGAGCAGGAGGAGGACGAGGAGGUCCUUCAUCUGUACAGGAGAUCAUCUCAUCUCCUCCGUGAUCUUCAGUUCAGGGUGAAGACGGAGACUAGAUGAGGAGACGCGGAGACGACACUGCCAGCGUCCCCCUCUCUUCUCCGACAGGGAGCAGCAGUGUCCAGAUCCACCAUGAGCUGGUGGCUUUCAGGAGGAAUCCUGGGAACGGUCCUGCUAUGGAAAACAGCUCUCACACCAGGAGAGAGUUGCUCGCCAGUCAAGGUGGUGCUUCAGAGGUUAACCUGGUAGAUGAGAGCGUUCUCAGGAAGUCCUUUAUAGUGAUGGAUUCCAGCAGCCAGGUCCCCUCAGGACCAGAGGACAACACGGAUCCACACGAGUCCCUGACCGAGUCCUCAACCAUCACCUUUGUGGAUGCCUACACCACCGAUGAGUCCGUGGAGAACCACAGUGUUCAAGGGUUGGGGACCACGUGUUUGAGAGAGUUUGUGUUGAUAGAUGAUGAUGGGGAUGGGGACAUGUCUCUGAGGGAGAAGACAGUAACGGAUCUAUCUGCCAUGGAUGGGAAGGCGGCUGACCUGGUGUGUGGGAGGCUGCUGUCCACCUCUAGCGGCUCGCUGUCGGAGACUAAAGAAGAAGCUUCAGCUCAUGAAGCAGCUCCUCCUGAACAAGGUGGAGCUGCUCCCAGAAGCAAAAGCUGCUGCUUCUGCAGCGUGUUGUGACCCGACCAGAAGGAGGCCUCUGUCAGUGUCUCAGGUAAACUCAUCAGAGGAAAAGACUACUGCAAACCGUCAACCUCAAGUGUGUCCUGCUGCUCUGAGUCUGAUUUAUUUCAACUGAAAACAUGUCGAGAAAAUCUGAUGAAGAAAAAGCGCUGAAAGAACAGCUGCUGACAUCAAAUAAAGACAACUUUUUUACUAAUAAUGUUUGCUCAUAGACUGGCUUCAUUUAUAGAACGAUAAACUAGCGUAGCCUUGAGUCAUGAAACUCGUGAUUAUUUCAUUGUGCAGCACUGACCCUCAAACAUGAUGGAAUACCAUUUUUUUACGCUCAUGUCGCAAAACAUGUUUUAUUAAAAGCCCCUCGUUGGCACUACAGGUCUAGCAUUCAGCCUCCUAUCACGUAGUGUCAGACUGAUGUCUUAAGUGGAGCUACAGAUAUUUAAAUCCUGAAAAGGUGAUGAAAUUCAUCAGGACUCACGUCAUAGAUUAUCUGUUGGCAGGGCCGGCCCAAGCCUUUGUGGGGCCUUAAGCAGGUUUCUUUUGGGGGGCCCCCAUACCAACAGGUCAACACCAGAUGAUUCAUCAUUCUUAGGUUACACAAUUUGUCUAACAUACCAUUAGCGUCUUUUGUAAUUAGCGUAUAGCUUACAAGUGUUAUUAUGGUUAUUGAUUUUAACUUUACGGGAGUAGAAAACCAGCAAAAAAUAUUUUAAUUAGCAUUUUGAAAUGCAGAGCGUUAUUUAAGUGUGGUAUGUUUAUUAACGUCUUUGAAUAUAACAUCAGCAGACAAACACUGAAUUUACAGUAAAAAUGGUAAGUUUACGAAUUUUUGUUUUUCAAAUUUGAAAUGUUUAAAAUGUGCUGAACUACAAAAUAAAACCAAAUCACACUACAUAAAAUAAUAUCAAUUAUUUUUUCAUGUGAAAUAUUUAGUUUGUAUUAUUCAAAGUUAUUUAGACAUUUUUUCUUCACCUUAUCUAGUGGGGUUUAUGUCACAUGGUGCAAAUAAUAAAAAGUAAUAAUACAUUUCAAUAAGAAAAAUAAAAAUUGUAAAAACAACAAAUAAAAAUUAUAACAGAGUUGCACCGUUGCCUCAAAGCAAGAAAGUUGCUGGUUUAAAUCCCAGCUGCAGUUUUUUUGUGUGGCGUUGGCAUGUUCUCUCCAUGCAUGCGUGGGUAAUCUGGUGCAAAAACAUGCAUGUUAGGUUGAUUGGAGACUAAACUGUCCCUAGGUGUGUGUGAGUGAGUGUGUAACACGUUGUCUGUAUUUCCCUGUGAUGGACCGGAGCCUGUCCGGGGUGUCCCCCACAUCUCACCAAGGGACAGCUGGUGUUGGACUCCAGCUCCCUGCAGCCCUACUGAGGAUCAAGCAGUUACGAUGAAUGAAUGAAUGAGUAAUUCGAAAUGUUACAGGAGGAGGUAUACAAGCUCGAUCUACGUUCCUACCCUCACCUUUGGUCAUGAGCUUUGGGUAGUGACGGAAAGAAAGAGAUUAUGGACACUGAAAGUUCUCUCCAUAGGGUGGCUGGACUCUUCCUUAGAGAUAAGAUGGGAAGCUUGGUCAUCCGGGAGGAGUUUGGAGUAGAUCCGAUGCUCCUCCACAUCGAGAGGAGCCAGUUGAGGUGGCUUGGGCAUCUGGUCAGGAUGUCUCCUGGCAACACAUUCUCACGCGGUGUUGAAAAAUGAUGCGGUGUGACCAAGCGUUUGUUUCUGACGUGUUGGGAGCCCCUGCGUGUUGGGAGGCGACGUGCUGUGCCAGAGCGUCGGUGUCCGACGCCCGCUGUAAAACGGACAUUUGACCGAAUUGUGACCUUUACCCUCUUGCUAUUUAACCUUCCCCUCACUCCCAUCCUAACCUUAACCAUCUUGCACAUGGAAAGCUUUGUUUCGCGUUUAACCGUUCCUCUCAAACACGCUGGAAAUUUAGACUAACAUACUGGGUUAUGGAUAGGAUGGGGGUGAGGGGAAGGUUAAAUCGCCAGAGGUUAGAAGUGAAAUGUUGGUGAAAUCUCCGUUUUACCACGGGCAUCGGAUACCAACGCUCUGGCACUCUGGCUCCCAGUGCGUCGGAAAAAAAGACUUGGUCACCCCACGUCAUUUUUUGACGCUUAGGUUGUGAGAAUGUGUUGCUUCUGGGUGCCUCCCUGGUGAGGUUUUACAGGCAUGUCCAACUAGGAUGAGACCUAAAUGAAGACCCAGGACACGCUGGAAGGUCUAUAUCUGUCAGCUGGCUGGGGAACACCUGGGAUUUCCCCUAGAGGAACUGGCCCAAGUGGCUGGGAAGAGGGAAGUCUGGGCCUCCCUGCUAAGGAUGCUGCCCCCAUGACUCGACCCCGGAUAAGCGGAAGAGAAGGGAUGGAUGGAUGAAUAGAUGGAUGGAUGGAUGGAUGAGAAACAAAAAGAGAAGAAGAGAGGAGAAUCACAUAGCUUUGGCUCAGUGCCAAGAAGAACUUCUUUUUUAGAACUUUUAGGGAAAACUUGAUCUUCACAACAUAGAAGUUAAUUAUUGGUCCUUUUUUCUCAGGUAGGUGGUUCAGCAUCUUUCAUGAUAGGUUUUAUCUCAUUGUCAAAAGUAUAGUAAUUACAGAAGAAACUAAAACAAACUAGAAUCUGGUGCAAACGUUCAUUUGUCAGUAAUCCAGCUCAGACUGAGAGACCAUCUAAAGGCUCAAGAACCCUUAGCAGGUUUUCUGGAUUCAUCAGUUGAUCAGACUGUGACACUUUGAGUCUAGAAUAUUGAUCCUUUUCACAAUAAUCAGAUUGUCUGAGAUUUUGAAUGUGGGGUUUUCAUCAGCUGUAAGCGUUAAUCAUCACAGUUAUACCUAAUAAAAGCUGAAACAUCUGGAUUUGCAUGGAAUGAGUCUGUAGAUUAGUUUCACCUUUUAAGUUGAAUUCUUGACAUAAAUGAACUUUUGGUCUAUAUUCUCAUUCCUACUGCAUGUGUUUCUGACUCAGGAGGGACGUUUACAUCAAACACGCGAAGCUCCUCCUAACUCAGCUUGUCUCCAUCAGUCACAGCAGCUCCAAUCCAGUGUGCUGCGUUGAUCUUCUGUGUCGGCCAUGUUGAAUCCAGUGGGCUCCAGUGUUGAUCUAUUGUAGAUGUCUUGUUAAAAUGUGUCUAAUGGAUCAUGAGCGGCUUUACAAACGCAGGCAAUCUCACAGCAUCCACAAGUUUGAGUUUUAUUUCACAGAGAAAAGGAAAGCAAAUCCAGACA